CGGUCAUACUCAUUGGUUAGCUUCCAUUUGUUUACAUAUUUUUAUUUGUUUUUAUUUGGACAACAUUGAAAUGUCGGAGUUCGACACGCGACUUAUUGAGUUGGUUAGGGCUAAUCCCAAGCUAUAUGAGCGGGAACUUCGAAAUGCACCCUACGAAGCCCAUAAGAAGCGGCAUCCGGAAAUCUGGAGCAGCAUCUCCACUUCAUUAAAUACAGAUGUUAAUGCCUGUGUCAGUCGUUGGAACCAUUUGGUGGCCAAGCACCGUCGGGAACUGGCCAAGGAAAAGGCCGGAGGCGCUGGCUCCGAUUGGAGCCAUCUGCCGCAUUUGAAAUUUCUGCAGCAUCACCACCAUCCCAUUAAUCACCGAAAUUCGAGUGAUCUGAGUAGAAGCUCACCGAAAUCCAACGACGAGGUCAACGACGAGGAGUAUCCGCUCCAGGAGGCCAUGGAUGAGCAGUUGGCCGUGGCGGGAGCUGCACCACCAACCACAAAUCCUGUCCAAGCACCGGCCGUGGCUCCCGUCAGAGCGGAGAGGAGGAUAGAAGCCCUGCUUGAAGGACUGGGAGAAGCGAACCGCAUUAAAGCGGAGAAACGAAUCCUGGCCUACCUAUGCAAAUGCAAUCUGCGCGCCCUCAACGAUGAGCAAAUCGAUGAUAUAGUCAUAUAGGAAGAUUGUCAGGAUAGAACAUCAUAAGCAGCGAACAUCACUCAUCAUAUAAUUGAUUAAUAUUUAAGGCCUUUUUGUUAUAGUUUAAAUAUUUGGACAAUUAUCUUUAGCGUAUACUAAGAUACUUUUUCAAAUUUAUGCUUCCCUAAAAGAAAAUGGUUCGCCUAAACCUAUUUUUGACUC
Messenger RNA from Drosophila santomea, 850 nucleotides. RefSeq lists its product as uncharacterized. Gene Ontology annotation, biological process: regulation of transcription by RNA polymerase II. The record is from RefSeq and is a predicted model, not a curated record. NCBI's taxonomy places the organism in Eukaryota, Metazoa, Arthropoda, Insecta, Diptera, Drosophilidae. The coding region runs from base 71 to 667 and encodes 198 amino acids. The transcript has 2 exons. Gene Ontology annotation, cellular component: nucleus; transcription regulator complex.